Tetrahymena thermophila SB210 is the source of this 805-nucleotide messenger RNA. RefSeq lists its product as hypothetical. The record is from RefSeq and is a predicted model, not a curated record. The transcript is spliced from 2 exons. Lineage: Eukaryota; Ciliophora; Oligohymenophorea; Hymenostomatida; Tetrahymenidae.
AGAAUAAUAAGUAUAUUUUUAUUUAAUUAAAUAUUUUAUCUAUUUAAAAAAAACAAAAGAAGCAAGAAAAACAAACUCUUAAAUGCUUGUUAACUACAUCAAAAUCUAAUAAAAAAAUUAAAAAUUGAAUUUAUAUUAAAUUUAAAGGAGAAAAUAAGAAUCAAAUAUUAGUCUUUUAUAUUUUUUAUAGUUUUUAUUAAUUGUUAAGAAAAUAUUGUAUGCUUUGUAGUAAUAAGUAAUGACAAGUAGAAACACAACAUCAAGUGAAUAAAGGUUUAGGCGUGCAAAAUUUAUCUUCGAUGAUCUUGAGAAGUUUAUAGUUAUGGAUGUGUUUUUAAAAGUAGCGUUAGACGAUUUAAAAUUUUCCUUUUCUAAAAUAUUAAAUUUAGAUUUCUUUGGUAAAAGAUUCAUAUAUUAGUUUUAAAUUACACCUACAUCUGGAAAUUAAACUGAUAAAGUUGAAAUUGAUUUAGAUGCAUCAAAGCUACUUGAAGAAUAAGAUUGCAUAAAAAAAUUUAUCGAAGACUCAUAAAAUUAAAAUAAAGAGAUGUAAUUCAAAGUAAAAUUCGAAGAUAUUGGUGCUUGAAAAGAUAUAAAAGAAUUAGUAAUAAAAGAAAUAAUAAAAAUAAAAUAUAUGUAAACAUCAUUAAUAUAUUUUAAAAAAGAAUAAUAAAAUUAAUUGCAUAUAUAACAUAUUAAUAAAAAUGUUUUUAUAAUGUCUUCUCAUUUAUAUUAUUCCUUUCUAAUUUAUUUUUACUAUUUAACACUAUUCUUAUAAUCAAUUUAAAAAUCCUCAUCACAAAUU